Lycium barbarum (goji berry) is the source of this 882-nucleotide messenger RNA. RefSeq lists its product as uncharacterized. NCBI's taxonomy places the organism in Eukaryota, Viridiplantae, Streptophyta, Magnoliopsida, Solanales, Solanaceae. The record is from RefSeq and is a predicted model, not a curated record. The transcript has a single exon. The coding region runs from base 1 to 882 and encodes 293 amino acids.
AUGAAAAUCACCCAUCUAUGUUUUGCUGAUGAUUUACUGCUUUUUGCUAAGGGUGACUGUCCUUCUGUCCAGGCCAUGAUGGAAUGUUUGAAGCAAUUUUCAGCUGCUUCUGGAUUACAAGCAAACAUGGGGGAAAGUUGUAUUUACUUUGGUGGUGUAUCACAACAGGAGAGGCUUAGUAUUUUGCAGAGCACUAGUUUUUCUUAUGGGGAACUUCCCUUCAAAAACCUAGAAGUUCCAUUGUCCACAAAGAAGAUAUCUAUUAUCCAGUGGCAACCUUUGAUUCUAAAAAUAGUUUGCCAAAAUUUUCUCUUGGACCUCAAAAAAGCUCUCCUAUGCUGUAGAGCUCAACUUAUGCAAUCAGUUCUGUUUGGAGUUCAAGCUUAUCGGGCUCAACUUUUUGUCUUGCCUGCUAAAGUGAUCAAGCUCAUCGACAGCUACUGCAGAAGUUACCUAUGGUCUGCCAGUAACACUAUCACUAAAAAGGCACUGAUAGCCUGGACUAGAGUGUGCUCUCCAGUAUGUUUUGGUGGUAUAAACUUGACUAAUAUUGGUCUGUGGAACAGAGCUGCUAUAGCUAAAAUCCAUCGGGCACUGGCAAAUAAAGAAGACAGGCUAUGGAUUAGAUGGGUGCACACCUACUACAUACAGGGGCAACCCUUUGAGAGUAUUAGAGUCCCACAACGAGCAUGUUGGAUGAUCAGGAAGAUCAUUGAGGCUAGAAGCUCUUUAAAUCAGUUUCAAUGUAGUAACACUUGUGGUAAGAGCCUGAUCAGACAACUCUAUUUGCAAUUACUUGAUUCUGUGCCUAGAGUUAUGUGGAAGAACUUGACGUAUCAGAAUGCUGCAAGGCCUAAGGCCAGAUUCACUUUUUGGCUUUAA